Melampsora larici-populina 98AG31 is the source of this 1797-nucleotide messenger RNA. RefSeq lists its product as uncharacterized. The transcript has 8 exons. NCBI's taxonomy places the organism in Eukaryota, Fungi, Basidiomycota, Pucciniomycetes, Pucciniales, Melampsoraceae. The coding region runs from base 1 to 1797 and encodes 598 amino acids. The record is from RefSeq and is a predicted model, not a curated record.
AUGGCUAGUUACGUAGUCAUCUCUAAGGUACUCUUACCACCUCAGCCUCCAAUAUCACCAUCUAUACUCAGACUUCUUACCACCCAAUCCGAACUUUCACCACCUCAAAGCGUAACCCACCCCCGUUACCCUAACAUAGAAUUUUGGCACCAAUACUAUUUCACUUUUACCACCUCAUCACCAAAUCUAACCAUCUUGACCCAAAGUUGCUACUACCCGCCUCGGAAUUUCACCACCUCACACCCAAGCCAAAGAAAACCUACUCCCUCUCACAAAAAUUUGAUCGCAUCAUUCAACUUGACAAAACCAUCACCACACCCUUCCAAGCUAAAGCAACCUCAACCACUUCCUCUCAUUCACAUACUUAUCACGCGACCUGGUCUUCGUGGUCACCCAACUGGGUCCGCCGAUUCACCUCCACCAUCUCUUGAUUCACCUCCACGAGUUCGAGCCACACGAGGCGGUCAUACUGGAUCUCGUGGUGGAGGACGCAAGCGACAGAGAACAGAUCACGAACGCCAAGCAGAAGACAACCACCUACCCGAACCAGAUGACAACAUACUUGACGAGUCGGAUGACACAUUAGUGGACGAACUAGGCAAUCCAGUCACUCGUCCAACCUUGCACAACUACCGCGAUCUAGGGUUCCAAAUUUCUCCGGCAGGACUCUUUGAAGCUCAAGGAUUGCAAAGGUUGUAUCAGUUGCAUAAGACAAUGCUCUGCAUUGUGCUGAAAUGCAGCCGUCACGUACUCGACGAGGCGUUAUUGGAAGGGCCGCUCGCACGUGAACCCAACAUGUACACGAACUAUCAAACCUACAGUGUCGUGGCCACCCAAACAAAGACGACUAGUGAAGCCUACGCCCUCACCCAAACGCCCCGUGGGAUUCCCAGCAUAGCCAAUUCAGACGACACCAAUCCAGACACGACCACACCCUCAGCUGAACACAUAACCAAAAAAUCCGACCUUCAACCACUCAGCGAGGAAGAAAUGGUCCAAUAUGUCCCUAUCUUUAAGCGGCUUGUCAAUUUGGGCAAAGUCUCUAGAGAUUUGCAUGAAGGUUGCCUAUGGAGGCAUAGCGGUAAGUCUCGCAGCCAGAGUCGCGAGCAGCUGAUGAAGCUUGAGAUCAAUCGGGUUGCUCGCCAGCUUCACAUUCUCACAAAGCAACUUAACCUUCAAUUUCACCUAUUGCUUGCCUGCUGGAACCCUUCCUCUCCAACUGCCAAUGCCCUAUUCCAGGACGAGCACACAUUGUGUGAACGCUGGGCUCGCCUAGAGAAGAAGACUCAUCUUCUUGAGCGCUUCACUUACGAGUCAACUAAGAUCCCUGUACACCAACGUCCCAAACCAGACAAGCCCAAACCAAUGUCAGAAGCAGGACUCCGUCAAGCAAUGAAACGGACUGAGCUCACAAAAGCUCUCAACAAUUUGAUCACCCCAUUUCUCCGCGGCGGUCAGCAAGGGUUGGGAGAUGCCCAUCCUAAAGUCGGCAACGUGAAAGAUGCGUUUCAAAAGAAAAUAUACCGCGGCAAUGUCCAGCUCACGUUCCAUCGCACCCCUGAUAGCCUCGUCAACGAUGUCAUGAUUAGCAAAGGACCUAGCAGGUUAUCUAACGAUGAAGUCCAGCUUUGGCUUGACGACAUCGACUCAACGCGAUACACAAUCAUCCAGGUGAGAAAGUCAAAUUCAGACUCCACAGAACAGCCACCAAUACAUGAACCCCUUGACACAACUGAUGAACAACCAAUUCAAGAAGAAACCGAUCACACUUCCACAUCACUCGAACUCACCCUUUAG